Molecule: messenger RNA, 2187 nt
Organism: Symsagittifera roscoffensis
Lineage: Eukaryota; Metazoa; Xenacoelomorpha; Acoela; Convolutidae
Product: peptidoglycan O-acetyltransferase OatA-like
Exons: 1
Coding region: 120-2120 (666 amino acids)
Biological process (GO): lipopolysaccharide biosynthetic process
Cellular component (GO): membrane
Molecular function (GO): acyltransferase activity, transferring groups other than amino-acyl groups
Source: RefSeq, a predicted model, not a curated record
UUUGGUGUUCUUCAAAAGCUAGUUUCUAAUUCAAUAAACACAAACUAAGACAAUUUUUUUUUUGCGAAAUUGACUCAAACGUUAACAAACAGUCGGUUUAGGUCCACUAUCAGUCCCAAAUGGAAUCGGUCGGCAUAGAAGUUCCAAAGUUUAGUCAUCGCAAACACCUGGAAUCGAUCCGGGGUCUGGCUUGUCUUCUGGUCAUUCUCUUCCAUUGCGACCUAGUAUCUUUCUCAAAUGGAUAUCUAGGAGUGGACGUGUUUUUCGUUCUCUCUGGAUAUUUGAUCACAUCAAUUUUGCUGAGAGAAUUAGCCAGCAAGGGUGAAAUUCAUUUCACCCAAUUUUACUGUCGCCGUUUUACACGACUUUUUCCAGCUUCAGCUGUUGUUAUAUCACUUACAGCAGUUAUUUACAAAAACACUGAGCUUCCUGAAUAUGCAAUGAAACAUGAAGAUUCAUUUAUCGCGUCUGCACUUUACGGUGAAAAUUGGUAUGCUCUCAAAGUUGCCAUGGACUAUUUCACCGAUAAAGGAUCAGACCAGAGCCCCGUAGUUCACUUUUGGUCUUUGUCAAUCGAAGAACAAUUCUAUUUUGUUUAUCCUCUGUUUUUAUCAUUCGUCUGGUCAAUUUCGCAAACAAACAGAUUAUUUCGUUUACUUAUUACCUUUAUUAUGUUUUUGGUUUUGGCAAUUGGUAUUAAUUUUUACAUGUGGCACAUUGACCCUAUGGUAUCUUAUUUCUCGACAUUUGGUCGAUUUUACCAAUUGCUAUCAGGUUCCGUUCUCGCCAUUAUGCUUCUGAUUCGAGAUGUUUCCAAAAACUCAAAGCCACUCUCGCGUUUUGUUCCGUUUGCAGAUUACUUUGCAGGCUUGACUCUAAUCAUUUUUGUAUUUGUAAUUUAUUUUUGUCGGUCUAUUGACGCAUUUUAUAUGGGUCAAGUAACCGUCAUUCUCUCAUUUUCUCUAAUUUUCUGGCUCGAGCUUUCGAAUAAUGAAAAUAAUUUGAUUCAAGUUUAUCUCUUUGAAAAUGAGUUUCUUUGUUUCAUGGGUAAACUGUCAUAUGGUAUGUACCUUACACAUGUACCCAUUGCUAAGAUUAUGGACAUAUUUGGCUGGCUAUCUCUUGAAGGUUCUCUGAGAGGAGCUGAGAUUGUUUCAGUUACUUUUAUAGCAGCUCUUAUUAUAUUCUACUUAGUUGAGCGACCAUCAAAAGAUGCGCUUAAUAACUGGAAACUGAAACCUGUAUGGAAAUUAAUUGGCUUUGCUUGUUUAUCGAUCCUACAAGCUGUUUUUAUUUGUUUGAUAUUCUCAAACUCGGGUUAUUUUAUCACAAACCACCCACUAAAAAUUAAAAAUCAAAAAUCUGUUUGCGACAAUUUUCGAAAAUUGGGCUCUGUUUUUCUCAACGGUGACUCAUAUACGCACGCUUGGGCUGAUGUAUUUCUCGAAACGCACAAAAUUUGUAUUAUUUCAGCAAAGUACACUUUUAUUAAAAGUCCGGGUGCGCCGUAUCUCACUGUAAUUGAAAAAGUUGCGAACUAUAACGACGGCUAUCAAACAUUUCGUCUACAGUCAGAAGACUUUUUAAGAAAUGAAGAACCGAAUGUUACUUUAUUUUUCUCGAGAUCAAUAUUAAGUCAGCCCAAGUUAUGGUACUCAAAUUACUCUGGAAUUGGAGCCAAAUCGAAGGAAAACGAGUGGAAAAUACUCAUAAGCGAAGCAUUUUCCGAGUUUUUACCCCGAACACUAAAUCACACAACUGGCAUUUUCAUGAUAGAACAUCCGCACCCAAAAAUUAACCCAAUGAAAUGUAUCAAACGAUUACAAAACGUGUACGGAACUGAUUGGAAAAAUCGCUCAAAUGAAUGCAAAAUCGAGCUUGUAUAUGAUAGGGGGAUUGUCUUUUUGAAAACCUUGUUCGAGCGCUUCAAAAAAGAGUAUAAGAACUUCUUUUACAUAGAAUUGGGACCCCUCCUGCUAGGAAACAAGUCUAAUUCCUUUGUAGUUGAUGCAGUACUGGAUGACGACAUAGUUUAUGGUGACGACGCUCACAUCACUAAAGAAUUUGCAAGGAAGCAGCAGCACCUACUGCUCUCGGCGAUAACAAGACUGAUAGGCUAAAUAUUUUCUUCAAUCUAUUCAAUCUAAGAUCCGGAAAUGCAGUAUUCAUUGGUGGUUGAGGGUCCGA